This is a messenger RNA of Sinocyclocheilus anshuiensis, 4951 nucleotides long. It is a transcript of the gene map2k4b, whose product is annotated as mitogen-activated protein kinase kinase 4b. Bases 221 to 1468 code for a protein of 415 amino acids. The record is from RefSeq and is a predicted model, not a curated record. The transcript has 13 exons. Lineage: Eukaryota; Metazoa; Chordata; Actinopteri; Cypriniformes; Cyprinidae. Gene Ontology annotation, molecular function: ATP binding; JUN kinase kinase activity. Gene Ontology annotation, biological process: MAPK cascade; protein phosphorylation.
AACCGCAGAGCCACCGAUACUGCUAACCGAAGCUGGCUGUCCUGUCCCGCCUUACGACUGUUUAACUCCCUCGCUUCUAAACCUAACCGAAUGGGCUGCGGAAAGCCUGUCGGUUCGCUGCAGUAGUCGCGUGUGUUGAGUGUCCAGCGUGAAUCCAGUGUCCGAAGGGUCAAUCUGCCUCACUGCAGUGCAGCCGCUGCUGGAGCCAAGCAGAACCACAAUGGCGACUCCCAGUCCCAGCACCAAUUCACCAGCUAGCGCUGCGGGAUCCGCCUUACACACGCAACACUUAACGACAACGAGCAACAUGCAGGAUUCCAGCACAUGCUGGAGGUGUCAGAAUGAAACCGGAUUUCAGAUCAAUCUGUCUGGAGUAACCCAAAGCAAACGCAAAGCACUUAAGUUAAACUUUGCGAAUCCGCCAGUUAAACCGACCGCACGACUCCCCAUCACGACAGCUAACCCUCCGUUCCAGAAUCCACACAUAGAGCGGCUGCGGACGCACAGCAUCGAGUCCUCAGGCAAGCUGAAGAUUUCUCCAGAGCAACAUUGUGACUUCACGGCCGAGGACCUCAAGGACCUGGGGGAGAUCGGGAGAGGAGCGUACGGAUCCGUUAACAAGAUGGUGCACAAACCCAGCGGACAGAUCAUGGCUGUCAAGCGGAUUCGCUCCACGGUGGAUGAGAAGGAGCAGAAACAGCUUCUGAUGGAUUUAGAUGUAGUGAUGAGGAGCAGCGACUGCCCGUAUAUUGUCCAGUUCUACGGAGCCCUAUUCAGAGAGGGCGACUGCUGGAUAUGUAUGGAACUAAUGUCUAUCUCCCUCGACAAAUUCUACAAAUAUGUAUAUUGUGCAUUAGAUGAUGUGAUUCCAGAGGAAAUAUUAGGCAAAAUUACAUUAGCAACUGUGAAAGCACUGAAUCACUUGAAAGAAAACUUGAAAAUAAUCCACAGAGACAUCAAACCCUCCAACAUUCUCCUGGAUAGAAACGGCAACAUUAAGCUGUGUGAUUUUGGCAUCAGCGGGCAGCUGGUCGACUCCAUCGCCAAGACCAGAGAUGCUGGCUGUAGACCGUACAUGGCUCCUGAACGGAUCGACCCCAGCGCCUCCAGACAGGGCUAUGACGUCCGCUCGGAUGUGUGGAGUUUGGGAAUCACGCUGUACGAGCUGGCGACGGGACGCUUCCCGUACCCCAAAUGGAACAGUGUGUUUGAUCAGCUGACACAGGUGGUGAAGGGAGACCCGCCGCAGCUCAGCAACUCCGAGGAGAGACAGUUUUCACCCAAAUUCAUCCAGUUUGUCAAUCUAUGCCUUACAAAGGACGAGUCAAAAAGGCCAAAGUACAGAGAACUGCUGAAGCAUCCAUUCAUCCUGAUGUACGAGGAGCGGAUCGUGGACGUGGCCAGUUACGUGUGCAGGAUUCUGGAAGAAAUGCCGGCGUCUCCCGGCUCGCCCAUGUAUGUCGACUGAUGGUGAGCGGCCUGUUGGGAACACAAGACGGUCCGGCCACCAUUUGGUGUACAUACAGCGCCUCACACGAAACACACGGCCCUUCACCAACUCUCAUUUCACUGCAUUUACCGCAGCACAUCCUACUCUCAACGUUUGACGCUUUAGUUUGAGUGAAACUCUAUUUCAAUGUGCCACAUUAAAACGCUUGUGUGCCGAAAUGUGGCUUCGCUUUGCUGUACGCAGUCGGAGAACAAACGUUGGGUGUAGGAUUUAUUCUCGUUUGUGAAAUGCAAGUCUUGGUUAAGGGUCUUGAGUAUUUCUGCUAGACAUCGUAAUUGUACCUUCACUUCAGUGUGAACACAUGAUUGCGUUCAAAGUGAAAUACUUCCCCAAAAACAUCUUGUGCAAUACGAAUCGGCUCUCAUUUAAAAGCCAUUUACAUCAUGGUGUGUAAACAAGCUUCAGAUUUAGCAAAUCGACCUUCUACAUGUAUGUGUAUGUGUGUGUGGGGAAUCAUUUCGAAAUAUAAAUAAGCAAAACUUGAAUUUGCUCAUUUAAGACAAAGACCAUCAGAUAAGUUGAUGUGCUUACCGAAAUGAAUCAUAAGAGGAGGAAAAAGCAUCCGUACUGGUGUUUUUCUUCGUUCGUGUACAGACACAUCACUCGCUCUUUAUUUAAUGAAACAAAGGUAUGCAAAGGUGUUGUUCUGCAUCAAUGACGUGUGUUAAAGUAGCUUUACUCGCUCAGUAUGCAAUAUAAUGUCACGAUGAUCCAAAUGGUUUUCACUCCAUCAAAGAGAAUCCAGUCUGGUGUCUGAAUGCAGACGCUGCUCGUCACUGUAAAUGUGUAUUUAUACAGACUCCACGUUGCCAAAUCGGAAGAUUCGCAGAUUUCCCACAAGCUCACUUUUAGCAUGUUUAUAGAGGGUCUUGGUUGGUUCGUGUGGGAUACGGCUGAUAAUUCAUUCAUAGGUCACUUAUUUUAAAAGAUGUACAGCGUUCAUCAAACAUCGGUCUGAUUGUAUAAUAAUACAGUGCUGGAUAGCGUUCAGAGAGUUUCAUGUUUUGAUGAUGGAAGUCAAGAAAUCGACUUUCCAGAUUCACGGCAGAAAAUCUUCUCGAAUGCAGUUUAAGAAAUAAUAGGGGCACAUCACGAACGUGGGGUGAAAUCAUUUGAAGGGCGAUGUGUAUUAUUAUAUGGAAACUAUGUACAGAAAAAAAUCACUGUGAAAAUAUUUUACGUGUGCGGUGAGAAGAGUAAAAAUUGUAAAAGGAAAUGUGCAGGGAUACAGCGUACUAUAUUGUAUAUUAACCUCUGACAGCAUUGUGUCUUAUACACGUCACAGUUAACAAGGACAUCAGCUGGCGGUAUGAAUAUGAUGAGCAUGUUUGCCUGCAGGUCAGUGGGUUAUUGUCAUUCUGCUCUGUUAGAUCUGAACACACGAUGGGCUCGAUGCUAGAAUAAAACCAAUACUCAGCCAUUCACCGUCUCGCAUUUAUUCAACACCACUGUGCAACCUUCAACCAAUCAUGCAUUUGACGUACCUGCGCUGAAAAAAAAAUUGCUUUCGUUUUCACUCAGUAAUUGAUAGUAAAUUUCACAGUUACAAAGAAACGUUGAAUUAAAUGUGAAAAGCCGAAAGAUUGAUAUUGCAUUUUCUCGUCAAACUUACUCUGAUGAUCUUUGAAAAAUCUUUUACUAUAGUGCACGCAGUCUGAAACUAUAAAUAAUCAUCAUUAAAAAGCUCAAAAGGAGUUUUUUUGUUAAGUCAUCAAGACUGAGUCGGUCUGUUCGUUUUAUGUUUGUUUAUUGAACUCUGGUACAGUAAUACAACGGUGGAGACAAAUACUGGGACAGUUUAUAUGGUAACGUUGUUCAGUGGCCAAGCAAUACAAAAGCUUUCUGUCAUACGUAUAUAUUUCCCCCAGGAGAAUCAAAAGAACCAGAAAUAAGACAAAACCUCCGUUUUCCAGAGAGGUGAAGAGUAAUAGUGAACAUUUGUGCAGCACAGACGCUUUCUGACACAGAAACACAGCUUACAAUCGAGAAGAAACAAACUAUAUAAAGGGGAAUAAAAUACAAGAUCGCAAAGUCACUUCUACUGGGUGCUCCAUUCAUUGGCCGAUAUCAAACAUAGAAAAAUAAAAUCUACAGGGUUAUGUGACAUUCUUUACACAUAAACAUAAAACUUUACACAUAAUUCAUUUUGUUUAUAGACCUAAUUUCUUAGCUGGUCGUAUUAAAAGUACUGUAUGAAACUACUUUAUGUGUAAAAAAUAGAGUCUCUAAUGCUCUACUGUGUUUAAUACUGAGUCUUGAAUAUAAAACAGAGCUUGCUCUUGGUCUGUAAUGCCCUUAAUGCUUAUUCACUGAACUAAAACCCAGGGUUUAUUUUUUUACAAAACUAUUUAUAUAAAAUCGGAUUGUCUGAAUUAUGCUUUGAGUUCAUUUGUAUCGUAAGGCCUCACGGCUCUAGAAAAGGCACGAUAAAGAGAUUCUAAAGAUCUGUACAAAAGCAUUCAGUGGCACAAAACAUGAUUAAAAACCAGUAAAUAACAAAUACAAACAUAUUUCAUGAAAUGAAAAAAAAAUCUAUUCACAGUUUAAGCUUUUGGUGAGCUAAUUAUUAUUUAUGUAUAUAUAUAAAAAAAUUGCUCUGCUAAAUCAGUGACCAGUAUUAAAAUCUAAAACGAAGGAUUUUAUUUUAAAAAGUUCUAAAAAAAAAAUAAAAAGUUAGGUCCCAAAUUUGCCACAGUACAGUUUCACAGUUGAACUUAUAUAAUCUAUAUAUUAGAAUUGAUUCUUUACAAGUGCUGGUAAAAAUGGCCAUCACAGUUAGUGAUGUAUUGCUUUUGAUUCAGGAUGUUUUGAUUGUCAUUUAAGAUUCAUACAACGUGAUUUAUUGGACUUUAGUGAGGUUUCAAUGAGAAACAGGGAUGGUAAGUUAACAAAUAAAUCAGAAAGUAUUAAAAACCUACUGUUUGUGUGUCAGAAAAUGUCACCACUAUAGUAAACAUGAUUUUUCACACUUGUGUCCUCAUUGUUUUAAUCACUCUUUUAACUACGAGUAAGUUUACUCUAACUUUUGUUCUUAAUGAAAAGGAAUGUCUCAUAAAUAUAUAUUAAUAUGCCAAUGAAAAGAAAAGGUUGAAAUAAAUACAUCAGAAGAGAAAGAAACUAAAAAAAAAAGAGCUAAUGAAUGUUCAAAAUAACAGAAGUGGCAGUAAUAAUAAUAAUCUAGAAUGCAAAACAGACUUUGGGGAAAGAAAUUAGCAAAAUAUGAUCUUUUGACCGGAGAUGCUGGCUUGAUCGUGCUAAAAUACAGUUCAGUUCUCUAGAGAUUUAGUGAUUUUCUCUUUCACAUGAAGUGUGAGCAUUAACAUUAUGGAAGCUUGUUUCUGCAAUGACAUAAAAGUAAAAAGAUAAUUGCAAAAUCUUAUCUCACAGUCUGGACUUUUCCCCCAAGAAUUACAAGAUAGAAAGUAGGGCUGUGCGAUAUGG